GCAAUGAUUAUUUGCAGGAAAGGUAUCUUAAAUGCCGGUGGAAGAAGAUCAGAUGUGGAUAAGGAGUUUGUUUUGAUGUUCACUGUAACUGAUGAAAAUCUCAGCUAUUAUUUGGAUAAAAAUAUUGAACAUUUUACAACAGACACCGUGGACAGAGAGGAUGAAGCAUUUAUAGCAUCUCUCCAGAAAGAUGGAAUCAAUGGCUAUAUCUAUGGCAACUUGCCAGGAUUGGAAAUGGAUCAAGGCGAUGAAAUUGAAUGGCAUAUUCUUGGUAUGGGGACGGAAUCUGACAUACACACUGCAUAUUUCCAUGGUAACAUGCUUGAGGUAAGAAACCAUCGGACAGAUUCUAUAAGUGUUGAACCAGCAGCGUUCUUCUCUGGUAGAAUGAGGGCGGUAAAUCCUGGCUCGUGGCUAAUCACUGAUGCUGUUGUAACGCAUUACGAAGAUGGAUCUCAAGCUAUUUAUACAGUUAAUGAAGUUACUGGACAGGACUUUACUCCAAACACUGGACCUGUGAGGGAGUACUUCAUUGCAGCUGUUGAAAUUGAGUGGGAUUAUUUGCCACUUGGUCGCAAUCCAUUCACAAAUGAAGAAAAUCCGACGCCAUAUUUUAACACAGCAGCUAAUCGCAUUGGAUCGGUUUACAAGAAGGCGGUUUACCGUGAAUACACUGAUGCAACAUUCACACAAGAACAAAAUAGAACAACUGAUUUAGAACACCUCGGGUUCCUGGGGCCUGUCAUUCAAGCUGAAGUUGGUGACACGAUUCAAGUGACAUUCCUUAACAUGGCAACCAGGAAUUACAGCAUACAUGCCCAAGGCGUUUUGUAUGAUAAGAUGUCCGAGGGAAUGAUGUACAAUGAUGGCACAUCAGAAGCAGAAAUGGGUGGUGGCAUUGUGCAGCCAGGCAAAAUGUACACUUACAAUUGGACAGUUCCGAAUGACUUUGGACCAACCGAAUUUGAUGAUGAUUGCCUUACCUGGAUGUAUUAUUCUGCUGUGGAUCUUGUGAAAGAUCUGUACUCCGGUCUUGUUGGACCUUUGAUUACCUGUAGACCAGGAACUUUGGCAUCAAAAACACAGAACUUUUUGUUCUUCUUCGCAUCUGAUGAGAACCUAAGUUGGUACAUCGAUGAUAACAUUGUAUCGAAGACCUCUGAUCCGAACCUGAUGAAAGGUGAUGAGGAUUUCGUGGCAUCUAACCAAAUGAGUGCCAUCAAUGGCUUCUCCUUUGCAAAUCUUCCUAAUAUCAGUGUUUGCCAAGGCACUGAGGUCAACUGGCACUUGAUGUCGCUAGGAAAAGAGGGGGAUCAAACGACAGUGUAUUUUCACGGAAACACAUUUGUAUUCAAUGGUGCUCGCACUGACUCGGUGGCGCUGUUCCCUGGCAUUUAUCAAACAGUUGUAAUGACACCUAGUGUCAUAGGAAAAUGGAGUGUGGAGAGCCAGUCUGCAGUGCAAAGAGACAGUGGAAUGAUUGCAACUUUCUCAGUAGACAACUGUGAUGGCUCACCGAUUAGUAGCUACCAAGAUGAGUGUGGCGGUGCUCGUACCUACUACAUUGCUGCCGUAGAAAUGAACUGGGAUUUCGCAAAAGAAAAGUUUGACUAUAUUCGAAAUGUCUCACUUGAAGAUCCAGAGAGUGAUGGUUAUGUCUUUGUCACUCAAACUGACACAUUGAUUGGAAGUGUUUACAAGAAGGCCCUCUUCCGUCAGUACCAGGAUGCAGAGUUCAAAGUUCAAAGUAAACAUGAAAGUUAUCUCGGUACGUUGGGACCGAUAAUUAGGAUGCAAGUAGAGGGACGCAUCUGUAUCGUUUUUAAGAAUAUGGCAUCAAGGGACUACUCCAUUAACGCUCAUGGUGUCGUCGAGGUGAGCCGAGAAAUGGAAUACGUGGCACCGGGUGACACACAUACGUACAUCUGGGAAGCACCCACAAGUGUUGCACCGACGGAUAGCGAUCCAAACUGCGUCGCUUACUCUUACUAUUCAACCGUCAAUAGGGUUCGAGACAUCUACUCUGGAUUGAUUGGCCCUCUAGUGGUGUGUAAAAAAGGUGUUCUUGAUAAAGCAGGUCAACGAAAGGAUAUUAAACGAGAAUUUGCUCUUCUUUUUAUUGUUAUGGAUGAGAAUCAGAGCUGGUACCUUGAUGAAAAUAUCGAUACUUUCUCUCUGAAACCAUCGAUGGUAGAUAAAGCAGACCCAGAAUUUGAGGAAAGCAACUUGAUGCAUGGUAUAAAUGGCUAUAUCUACACCAACUUAAAGGGCUUAGAAAUGCAGAAAGGAGAUAAAGUGGACUGGUACCUAAUUGCCAUGGGAACCGAUGUUGAUCUUCAUUCCGUGCAUUUUCAUGGGCAAACUAUGACCUAUGAAACGGAUAUGACACAGCGGGCUGAUGUGUUUGAACUUUUCCCAGGUGUUUAUAAGACAGUUGAGAUGGAACCAGACAAUGUUGGAGUGUGGCUUCUUCACUGCCAUGUGAAUGAUCAUAUCUUUGCUGGUAUGGAAGCUUUAUUUGAAGUUACAGAUACUAAAGUACCAAGUGGAUCGGAGGUCACUGUGGGGUCAAUGCUUUUGCUUUCGAUUGCAGUACUAAUGUCAGCAUUUAUUAAUUUUUGAAUACUGUAAUUUCUUUUUUAAGUGCAGAUGAUCAAGGGAAAUUAAAAAUCAUAAUUUACUCUGAAAAUAUGCAAUUACAUAUUAGUAAAAUAUUAUUAUUUUUUAAAAAGUAGCAUUUAUACAUUCUUGCCCAAUUUAUAUUUAUUUUUUUUUAAAGAAUAUACUUUAUCAAUUUUAUGAAAAACUAGAUUUUUUACAUAAAAAUACACUGUAUUGUUCAGAAGAAUAGAGGGUUUCUUGAACAAUGGUCGUACAGUAGUGCCAUAUAUUUUCCACAACUCUAUGGCAAGGUGACAAACAAUUACCAGGUGAAGAUCCAGGGAGUAGGAUCCCCACCAAAAAAAAAAAGAAAAGAAGCAAGAAAAGUGAGGAGCAUGGUUCUCCAAAACAAGCUAAUUUUUUAUUUAAAUUCCAUGUACUAGUGUCCAUGGCAACUGUUUCUAAACAAAAAUCUCUGCCCACCUCUCAGUGCUUUGCACAUUGUAUGGCUUCUGCCCAGAUUUUUCUUUGGAUGACAAUUCAAUUUUACAAUAAUAAACCAGAAAGAUUAAAUAUGGCGGCUGUUUAAAAAAAUAUUUUAAAAUUUAAUAUGUACAUACUUAGAAGUCACGUUGAUAACAGAUGAAAGCUCGCAGUAUGUUUACAUCAAAUUGUGCUUGGUUUAUUAUCGAUUAAAGAGUUCUACAUUCAUUAUAAGCAAACUAGAUGAAAAUAUGCAAAUUAUUAUGUACAGUUAUAGUUUUGCUUUCUCUGAGACAACUUACCCUAAUUUAAUUUUAAUAAUUCUUUAUUCCCAUGAGUAUUACAGCCAAAUUUGAGACCACCAUUGGGAUCUGAAAAUUAGCGGUGGCCUCCGGGUUUAGUUGCCGGUUAGCUUAGUGUUAAUAGAUUGAAGAUUGUUUUCUUUCAAAAAGUGGUCUUUAAUUAGGUCUCAGAAUUAGAUAGGUCUUGAAUUGGAGGUUGAACUUUAAUGUUGACAUGGCAACGUGUAACAGAACAAGUCAGCCGUGUGCAAAGUGAUGUGGCAUUUUAUUUGCUCUGACUAGCAAUAAACAGAAUAAACAGGUGAA
Messenger RNA from Anneissia japonica, 3692 nucleotides. Its product is annotated as hephaestin-like protein. The record is from RefSeq and is a predicted model, not a curated record. Gene Ontology annotation, biological process: iron ion transport. Gene Ontology annotation, cellular component: plasma membrane. Gene Ontology annotation, molecular function: oxidoreductase activity; copper ion binding. Lineage: Eukaryota; Metazoa; Echinodermata; Crinoidea; Comatulida; Comatulidae. The transcript has 14 exons. The coding region runs from base 4 to 2622 and encodes 872 amino acids.